Molecule: messenger RNA, 1932 nt
Organism: Selaginella moellendorffii
Lineage: Eukaryota; Viridiplantae; Streptophyta; Lycopodiopsida; Selaginellales; Selaginellaceae
Product: pentatricopeptide repeat-containing protein At4g02750-like
Exons: 2
Coding region: 1-1932 (643 amino acids)
Molecular function (GO): protein binding
Source: RefSeq, a predicted model, not a curated record
AUGGCGAUUCCCCUUGGACAAUCGCCUCCCAGCGCCGCCGAUUUGGCGGCGCGCCUCAAGGCGUGCGCCAAGAACAGGGAUCUCGCCCAGGGCAAGCUUCUCCACAACGUCAUUCUCUCCAGCGAUUCCCACCGCCGCGACAAUUACCUCGCCAAUCUCCUCAUCGCAAUGUACGCCAGAUGCGGCAGCAUCGAUCUCGCGCGCCAGAUCUUCGACGCGAUGGAAGCGCCCAAUUCCCACUCGUGGAACGCGAUGCUCGUCGCGUAUGCCCGGACGGGGUAUGUGUCCCAGGCCAGGAAGAUCUUCGAUGAGAUGCCAGCGCCACACAAGGGGCUUUUGACGUGGAACGCGAUGAUUGGUUCGUACGCCCGUGCCGCGGAUCCACGUCACGCCAGGGAGAUCUUUGACCAGAUGACGUGUCGGGACGUGGUGACGUGGAAUUCCUUGCUGGCAGCGUAUGCUCACGCGGGGCAGUUGUCUCUAGCUAGAAGAGUUUUCGAGAGUAUUCCCCGACCGGACAAAAUCUCUUGGAAUAGCAUAGUAACCGCAUUUGCCCAGAACAGGGAUAUUGUGCAAGCAAGAAGUUUCUAUGAUCGAGUGCCACAUCCAACAGCCAUUGCAAGCGCUGUUCUUAUCAAAGCAUAUGGCCAUGAAGCAAACAUAGUCGAAGCGGAAAACAUUUAUAAAAAUCAUCUCAAACAAGAUUUAGUAUGUUCAAACGCAAUGCUCUUAGCAUAUGCCAAUAACGGGCAUUUGUACAAGGCCAUUAAUCUCUUUAAAGAGAUGGCUGAAAAGGACGAGAUCACAUGGAAUACAAUGCUAAAUGCUUAUAUUUGCAGCAAAAAUCUUUACGAAGCUAGAAUAUGUUUUGACGAGAUGCCACAACGAGAUAUCGUGGCAUGGACUUCCAUGGUCACUGCGUGUGUCAACCUUGGCAAUCUCGACGAGGCCAAGGCACUGUUUGAUUCCAUGCCAAACAAAGAUGCCACCUCUUGGACGGUGAUUCUUACGGCAUAUGCUCGCUCUGGGGAUAUUCGUAAAGCUCACUCUUUGUUUCUGAGCAUGCCUGUCAAGGACACCGUUGCAUGGAAUGCGAUGCUAUCGGCAUUUGUGAAUGCGGGAGAGAUGGACUACGCUAAAAAGCUUUUUGAUAAAAUGCCCAUUCCCACCACUGUAUCUUGGAAUGCUAUGGUAUUUGGUUAUGGUCGGCUGGGACAAGUCUCUAAAGCAAAGGAAAUGUUCGAUGUUAUACCAAGAAAGAAUCUCGAGUCGUGGAACGCAAUGCUUGGAGUGUAUGCUCAAAACCAAGGGUUGCAUCAAGCAAGGGAUCUUUUUGCAGGUUUUACUUACAAACCAGACGUGAUAUCGUGGACGACAAUGAUUACGGCAAAUGCCAAUGUUGGAGAUUUGGAUGGAGCAAAGUCGUGCUUUCAUCAGACGCCUUGCAGGAACUCAGUUUCCUGGAAUGCCAUGAUCUCGGCUUAUACUCACAACCGUUUAGGAAAAGAGGCACUGGAUCUCUACAAAGAAAUGGACAUUGAAGGAAUUGAGGUGGACGAGUCUACACUGAUGCAACUGGAAGGUAUUAAGCCUGACAAUAUAACCUUGCUAGCCAUUCUCUCAGCAUGCAACCACUCAGGAAAUCCUGACGCGGGCCUACUCUACUUUUAUUCCGUCACAGAUUUCGGGUUGGAUCCUACAAUUGACCACUACAGCUCUAUCAUUGAUCUGCUGGGACGAUCUGGUAGAUUGCAAGAGGCCGGGGAGCUGCUAGAGAGCAUGCCAUUUGAAGCAGAUAUUGUGGCAUGGGUGACAUUGUUGGGUGCUUGCAAGAUCCAGAGAGAUCAUGGCCGAGCAAUGCAAGUAAAGGAUCAGGUUAUGGAGCUGGGACCUCAAGGCGCAGCUCCAUAUGUUUUGCUUUCAAUGCAAUGA